This is a messenger RNA of Trichomycterus rosablanca, 1530 nucleotides long. It is a transcript of the gene chrm4a, whose product is annotated as cholinergic receptor, muscarinic 4a. The transcript has 2 exons. Gene Ontology annotation, biological process: chemical synaptic transmission; G protein-coupled receptor signaling pathway, coupled to cyclic nucleotide second messenger; adenylate cyclase-inhibiting G protein-coupled acetylcholine receptor signaling pathway. NCBI's taxonomy places the organism in Eukaryota, Metazoa, Chordata, Actinopteri, Siluriformes, Trichomycteridae. Gene Ontology annotation, molecular function: G protein-coupled serotonin receptor activity; G protein-coupled acetylcholine receptor activity. The record is from RefSeq and is a predicted model, not a curated record. Gene Ontology annotation, cellular component: dendrite; plasma membrane; synapse. Bases 1 to 1530 code for a protein of 509 amino acids.
AUGAAUGUAACUAACAGCACUAGACCGGAGGGACCCGCGCCCUGGAACUUUACCGGCUUACUUACAGACUCAUUCGGUGAUGCUAAUCUUAACUGCGAGAGAAGCAGCACCAAUGAUUCGUGUGCAGCGCUCGACACGACCGAAAGCCCGUACAAGACGAUCGAAAUGGUCUUCAUCGCCCUGGUCACGGGAUCGAUCAGCUUCGUCACUGUGGUGGGUAACAUCCUGGUCAUGCUGUCGAUAAAAGUCAACCGGCAUCUGCAGACGAUAAACAACUACUUCCUGUUCAGUCUGGCGUGUGCCGACCUCAUAAUCGGCGUGUUCUCCAUGAAUCUCUAUACCGUGUAUAUCCUGAAGGGCUACUGGCCACUCGGGCCGGUCGUCUGUGACCUUUGGUUGGCUCUCGACUACGUGGUCAGCAACGCUUCCGUUAUGAACCUUCUGAUCAUCAGCUUUGACCGCUAUUUUUGUGUGACCAAACCGCUGACCUAUCCCACUCGUCGGACGACCAAGAUGGCCGGCCUGAUGAUCGCCUCGGCCUGGAUCCUCUCUUUCAUUUUGUGGGCUCCCGCCAUUCUCUUCUGGCAGUUCAUCGUCGGGGAGCGAACCGUAGAACCAGGGGCGUGCUAUAUCCAGUUCCUUUCCAACCCAGUGGUUACGUUUGGUACGGCGAUCGCCGCGUUCUAUCUCCCCGUGGUCAUCAUGACGGUGCUGUACGUUCACAUUUCCCUGGCUAGCCGCAGUCGCGUCUCCAAGCAGAAGCCAGAGGCUAACAAAGAGAAGAAAGGCUUACGGUCUGCUGGAUUGCUAAAGAGUCACACACAAAAACAGAACAACAAUAACCGGUCUCCUACCAAACCCAGUCCGAACACCUGCAGCACGACCGACACAAUGAAAAACGGAAAGCUGGACGAGUCUGUAGUCCCCAAAGACGACUUCAACGUGCAGCCGGAGAAGGAAAGCUCGAACGAUUCCAGCACGGCUAGCAUUGCACCAAAAGAAUCAAAAGACAGAGCCAACAAUUCCACAGCUGAGAAAGGCUCGCCAUUGGCUCCGAUCCCUGUGGCCAAACUGAACUCAGGUUCCAAAUGGUCCAAGAUAAAGAUCGUCACGAAGCAGACCGGAGACGAGUGCAUCACCGCUAUCGAAAUAGUUCCUCCGGCGAGCGGGGCCGACGGUCAGUCCAUACCUCUCAACCGGCCGCGCACCGUAGUACGUAAAUUCGCCAGCAUCGCCCGCAGCCAAGUGAAAAGGAAAAGACAGAUGGCGGCGCGCGAGAAGAAAGUGACAAAAACCAUUUUCGCCAUCCUCCUGGCCUUCAUUAUCACGUGGACACCCUAUAACGUGAUGGUCCUCAUCAGCACGUUUUGUCAGUCGUGCGUCCCGGACACGGUGUGGGUCAUCGGCUACUGGCUCUGCUACGUCAACAGCACCAUAAACCCGGCCUGCUACGCGCUCUGCAACGCCACGUUUAAAAAGACCUUCAAAAAUCUACUCAUGUGCCAGUACAAGAACACUGGGACAAGGUAA